Messenger RNA from Mizuhopecten yessoensis (Yesso scallop), 7598 nucleotides. RefSeq names its product tubby-related protein 3-like. The record is from RefSeq and is a predicted model, not a curated record. The coding region runs from base 534 to 2288 and encodes 584 amino acids. Lineage: Eukaryota; Metazoa; Mollusca; Bivalvia; Pectinida; Pectinidae. Gene Ontology annotation, cellular component: cilium. The transcript is spliced from 13 exons. Gene Ontology annotation, biological process: protein localization to cilium.
UCAGAAUAGUGUAACCUGAGCACCAUAUAGUCUGUAGCAAUUCAGGUUGAUCAGUGUUUGCCUAUAAAUGUCAGAUUAAUGGAUAACACCAGUACUAACAGGCAAAUGAAUGGAAAUAAAGGUAGAAAGUUGAACCUUAAUGCGUUAGGGAUUAUCAGUAGGGCCAGACCAAAUAAAGAAAUAGUCUCAGGGUUUUAAUCUUUGGUGUAGAAACCUUUCUUGUUGAUAUAAUGGGCAUUAGGUGUAUACAUAUCAAUACCUACUGGGUGACAUAUUCGGCUUAUUGUACUUUAUACAAUAGCACCAGUAGAGUACAGCCUGGUAAUUGAUAGAGGUUUUAAGUUCUGUGAAGUUUGUAGGAAUUGUAUAAUAUUUCUUCCUUUUUGGAUAUAUACAUUAUUGUUUGUUGUUGAAUGUCCUUGUGGCAAGGAUCAUAGAUAUUGAAUGUGAUGAGUGCAUUUGUGUGGAAGGAUCUACAAGCUUGAUAUAAACACACCUGUGGAUUUAGGAGGAAACAAUUUGAGAUACCCAAAAUGUAUGCAGGUGAACCUCCCAGACCGUCUGACUCCCAACCGCAAAGCUGGAAUAUGAGUGGGGUACCCGGAAGUAUACAAGAUGAACAGGCGAUGUCCUUACACCAGAAAAAGUUAGACAAGGAGCGGAGGAGAAUUGAUGAACAGAACAGGAGAAAAAGGGCAACAAACAAUAUGGGCCUUCUCCAGCCCAACACUGAUAGUCGGCCAAAUUCAGGUGGUCAUCGCCGGCGCGGAGAGGAAACACGACCUUUGGUUAAAGAAUCAUCCAAACCGUCCACACCCACAAACUUUGAAUACCUCGGCCCUGCAGCUAACGACGACAUAGACGAUAUGGCCAGAUUGUCUCCUCAGGACCAGCGGACCAUGACCGUACUGAAUGUGACAACUGACAGCCACAGUGACGAUAGCGACAGUAUACCAGAGAUUGCCUCCCCUCUAGAAGGUAGCACUGGUAACACCAUGCCAGAACCAAUGCAGCCCAACAGGAAAAAGGACAAGGCCAAGAACUCCAAGAGCGCCGCUAAUUGGACUCUAUCCAACACAGGACAAAUACCCAAUUUUACCACCAAAAAGAAUAAAUCUCAGGAUAAUGUUAUUGCUGAGGGUCUAGAAAAUGAUGAUGAUGAGGCACCAGAUAUUCCAAUGCUUCAAGAUAAUGUAACUCCAAAGAAGUCAAAGAACAAGAAAGAGAAAAAACACAAAAAUGCCCAGCAAGCAGCCCUGGCCGCCGACCGAAGUACAGGAGACCGAGUGGAGCGAGCUGACCGCGGCGGGGACAGGGGUGGAAAUGUCAUGUCAAUGGGGCCAAAUCUAGGGGACGAUGAUUUGGAGGAUGUGGAUGAUAGCAGUGCCCCAAUUGUACCCCAACAAGUGGCACAGGGGAAAUCGGGGAGGAAUGGAAAGGAGGAUUAUAAUUCAGGCGGGAAUGAUUUAAGUGAUGAUGGAGAUGAGCUACAAGGGGCCAUGGGUCGAACUCUCACGCCAGACAUCACAGAGAACCUCGACGCCUUCGUGUUCAAACCCGCCCCACAGGGUCAGACCGUCAAAUGUCGCAUCACAAGGGACAAGAAGGGUGUGGACCGCGGGAUCUACCCAACCUACUAUCUACACGUAGAGAGGGAGGACGGCAAAAAGAUAUUUUUAUUAGCUGGAAGAAAACGGAAGAAGAGUAAGACAUCUAACUACCUGAUAUCUACCGACCCCACAGACUUGUCGCGCGGAGGUGAGGCCUACGUAGGAAAACUGCGGUCCAACUUACUGGGAACACACUUCACCCUGUUCGACAACGGAGACAACCCAAAACAAAACUAUGAAAAUGCAAGGAAGGAACUAAUUGGAGUUGUCUAUGAAACAAAUGUGCUGGGAUUUAAGGGCCCAAGAAAGAUGACCAUUAUUAUCCCGGGGAUGAACCUUGACCACGAGAGAGUGGACAUUAAACCGCGAUCAGAUAAUGAUGGCCUGAUAGACCGCUGGAAGAGGAAGAACAUGGAGAACAUUCUCGAGUUACAUAAUAAAACUCCUGUUUGGAAUGACGAAACACAAUCCUAUGUGUUGAAUUUUCAUGGACGGGUAACACAAGCAUCAGUGAAAAAUUUCCAAAUUGUCCACGACAAUGAUGUGGACUACAUUGUGAUGCAGUUUGGCCGUGUGGCAGAAGAUGUGUUUACUUUGGAUUUUAACUACCCCCUGUGUGCAGUACAGGCCUUCGGCAUAGCCCUGUCCAGUUUUGACAGUAAAUUAGCAUGCGAGUGAUACCAAGCUUGUAAAACCACAUGUUGUUCAGUUGCAAAUAUGUGAUAUUUAACUGAAUUCAUCACAGUCCCUCAUAGCUCAAAAUCACUACAUGUGAUGCCAGAUUUAAAUUGACAAGGUCAGCCCUUUGACACGAAAUGAAGAGUAGUAGCAAUGUAAGGGAGAUAAUCUGUAGGAAAUCUCUCUCUCUCCGGUUACCGUAAGUAAUACUGAGGCAGGAGAUCAAUCAACUGCCUAUAGUUGACAAGCAUAUAUACCGUUUUGAAGAUGAUCGUGUCUGGAGAUUCACAGCAUCAGGAUUUAUAUGCUUUAGUUAUGAGUUAAAUACUUUUUUGACAUCAUUAACAUGAAAGAUAGAAAUAUACAUUUUUGUAGACAGAAGUCUGAUCACUUAAGUCCUUACAUACAAUCUUUGUACUUCUCAUUUGGUGGUUUUUAGGUUGAAUAUAACAAAUAGAAAAAAAAAAUGGUCAGAUGAACAUUUUUAUUGUUGUUUUUUAACAGAUACAGUUAAGACACCUGCUGAAAAUAACACAUUUAGUUUUGUUUUGUAAGCAUUAGAUCUAUUAUGACUUCAUCUUUGAGAACGAUCGUUAUAACAUGUCUAUAUAUGAAAAGCUUUAUAAUUCAGGUAUAUAUGGACAAAUCUGUCACAAAAUUGUACAUACAGGUACUCAUGACUACAUCAACUACAGUAUAAACAAACACGGUAUCUGGUUCUCUGAAAUACUUUAAUUGCAGGAAUAGUUUUAUGAAUCCAGAAAGUUCAUCGCUGUAGUCAGAAAUUUUAAUUUUGAUAUGAACACCAAAGAUUUUCCUGAAUGAAAUGUAUGCAGAGGAUGAAAUAUUCUUUUCAUUUUGUGUCAGCAAAAAGAUUAAGAUUUAUUUUGGGAGUCAAGGGUUGAUGUAAGGUUUCGUGUGAUGUUAAGGUGUGCCUGUUGUUAUACCAUGUCGUUUGAUGGGUUUCGAAGUAGAUUGGUUGUCAUUGUGGGAAAUCUGUGACAUUUCCGUGUGACAUGAUUCUCUGGCGUCUGUAGACGGAGACCUAUUUUUAACUGGCCUAUGUAGCCAUUUUAAUAUCCCAUCAUCAUCAUCACUUGAAAUCUUUUUAAUUAAUAUGACGGAUUUUACACAAUAUUCAUAUAUUGUUAACAUGUACCUGAAUUAUUCAUAAUAUGAAACAUAUCACAUUGUUUUCUUGGAUGUGCUUUAAAGUUUGACGUAGAAACGCUACCAAUUAGGAGAUGGUGUUAUACUUGUUUCACACAGAGAGAUUCAUCCAACCAGGGACACAGAUGUCUGUACAUAAUUCACUUACCUUCCCGUUGGACCAUGCAGGCAAAGUAAAUUACUUGCCAAAUGUACUGAAUUCAGAUUGUUGUUCUGUGUGAGAUCGUAGAACAAAGACAAGAAAAAUGUCCCAGGUGUGUUGACAUCAGGUUUUAGGCAUCAUUUACUGUUGCUGUUGAUAUAGGUACAUGUAGUGUCGGGGCUGUUUAAGGAAGGAUCUAGUACAAAUGGUAUCAAGUCGGACUUGUUAAGUGUGGAUUUUUUUCCGAUGUGCUGUAACAUUUAUCAUUUUAUUUUCAUACAGUGUAAUGUGAUCUAAACUGUGUUGAAAAUCAAUCCCCAUUAAUUCAACGAUUUUUUAAGCGUUUCACAUGAACCCUGCACAAUCCUGCCAACAGGUUUUAAACUAAAUGAUGUUUUUGUGAGCCAGAAUUCUCGUCCCACUUUCUGUCUGUGUUCUGCUGUCUUAUGCUAUUGAUGUAGGUUGAUUUUAUGAAGGUGAUGAUGACCAAUUUGCUAUUUUUAGUGAGAGGAGUCUGAUAGCAGUCAAACAUGUAUGUGUGUAUAUACUGAGUGGCUUUGAAUGGAACUUAAAGGCAUUAAAUCAGUCAUAUGAAGAUGUGGAGGUGAUAUCUGUAGCUAGGUCAUAGGUCAUCCAUCUGUAACAUAUUUUGUUCUGUAGGACCGAUAGUCAUAUUAUCUGUGAUGUCCACAUAAUGAGAGUGUUAAUUUAUAUUGUACAAUAACCAAUGAUAGAUUGUUGACUUUGGUUUUGAUAUAUGACCAGGGGCAGUUUGUGUUUAUAUAUGAUACUGCUAACAUCAAAGAAGUAAAUAUUAUAAAGAAAAAAAGGGUGUAUUUUCCCAAAAAUAUCAAAGCAAAUUUCAAGUAAGUUUUCACAAGUAAAAUGAAACCGAUGCUGUUGUGAAGACACAUUUCUGCUGUACCUUGUAAAUAAGGAAGGUUUUUCAUCCAUAAUUAAAGAAUGCCUUCUUUUGUUUAAUAAUAGGGUAAAUUCUCAGAGGUAAACCCAAUGUUUCAUAAUAUAACACAACUGUGAGAAUGGAGCUUGGUUUAAUAUCUAUUUAUGACCGAUGGGCAAGAGUGCAUUUUGUUUGAUAGUUGGUUGCUGCUUGGUUGUAAGAUAGGCUACUACAAAUGUAGGAUGCUCUUUGAAUCAUUAUUUCAUGUCAUUUGAUUGGUUGUCCAUGUCACAUGAUUUCAAUUAAAUAUUUUAAUUGUUUGUAGAUAUUGCAUGUGGGGAUGGGGAGAUGAGAAGAUACCCCUUAAGAUAGCAUUGACAUAUGGUCCAAUCAUUGUUUUGUGACCAGCUAGGUGAUAACUGCAAGCAUAAGGUUUAAUUAUGCGUUGACGAUGACCCACUUCUCCCCUGUUUUGUUGAUUUUGAAAUGAGAGGAAAUCAUCUUUAUAUUGUAACAAGUUGAAGUUUUACUUCAAGACCAGAUAUAAAUUUGCAAAACUUAUACAAUUUUUUAGUGUGGUUUUUUUCCGGAAAUGCAAUAUUGUAAAAUGUGAUAAUUUUAUUGUAUGUUUGUAUAUAAUUUUGUGCCUACCACUGUGUACGUUACAAAUGUUAAGUUGUGUAUGUACAAAUGUUUGUAGACUGCAUUGAUUUCCCUGACCACACUUUCAUUGACUUGUCAUAAUUAUAGUUGUUUGUAUUUUAUGAUCUUCACAAAUGCAUAUCAAGCUUUUGAUAUAAUUUUGAUCAGAAAUGUAAAGUGCUAAUAAUUUGUUUUAAUUUAUUAUUUGAUAUCAAUAACCAUUCACCAGCAAUUGUAAUAAAAUGGACAUACGGUAAAAUCUUUGAUGAGAUGCCCCUUAACCCUUUCACCACUGUAGACCAUAAUCGUCGCACCCAGAUAAAUGUAUGGAAGAGUCUACUAAAGUUACCUAGGGGUGAAAGGGUUAAAUGAAAUAACAUUGAUCCACACAAUUGAGAUAGUGUGCACAUGAAGAAAGUUCACUUUUGGAACACAUGUCUGUUUAACUGUGUAUGUACAUGGUAUGAUAACAAAUAUAAAGUUGUGUAUUUUAGGAGAACUGAUGUUAAGAGUAUAUUUGUCCCUUAUGUGGCUGUCCCUUUGGAAGCUGUAGAAGCCAUUAACAGGUACAGAAAGUACUACAUAAUGUAAUGCCUAACAUUAGGAAUUCCAUUUUUGACCAAAGAUUUCCAACACAUUGGUUUUCUGUGAUGAGAGUACCUAUACAUUGUUUUUUUUAACCUAUUGGCUUUGCCAACUGAAUCUAAUAGUAUGUGAGACGAAGGAUAAAAUGGUUGUAAGCUGAUCAACACUGUUGAAUGGUGUCCAUACCGGGUAUUUGAUUUUGUCAAUACAUUUUACAUGUUUGUGUAUUAUAUAAUAUUGAAAUCGAUAUAUGCAUGCAUACUAUAGGAGGUUUAUGGUAUAAGAUAUACAGUAUUUUGUACACAUAUUAAAUAUGUACAACACAAUAGUCAAGUUAGAAUUCCAUGCACAUCUUUCUUAUUUCAAUCUUUUUUAUUUCAUAAUCUUUUUCUUACUUAAAUUGCAGCGAGGGGAAUAUUUUUUCUGAAUUGAACAGAAUGGAAUAUCUAUAAAAUGAGUUGACAUCCUCUAGCUUUAUUUAGGGAUGCUAAAAAGUGAUACAAAAUUUGAAUUUUAUUCAUCUUGUCAUGAAAAGUCCAGAUUUUAAAUAAAAUGAUAUGGGUCGAAAAAUUGAAACAUUUUAUCAUCAAACACUAAAUUACAGUUAAUGGUAUAGAGGUUAAAGCUAGAGGUAAAACACGUUAUACCCGACCGUUAGUCCUAGUGAUUGGCUUAUUGCUUACAUAUUUAAUGGUUUGUUUUGAAUUACCUUGAUCAUGACAGGAUGUUUUUGUUUUAUUUACACUCUGGUGAAAAGAAGUGCGUUCAGCUGAUACUCAUAGGGCCAAGAUCAUUGGAGACAUAAUUGCAAUUUAUUAGAUAUAUUUAUUUAAAGUUUUUAAGAAUAUUUCUUUUGUAAUUUUGACUUUAUACUAAUACUAUGCUGUAGUAAUUUGGUAUAUUUUUGUCACAAAUAUAAGAACUUUACCACCGAUUAUAACACUGUGUAGUACACUUGUAUUUAUCGUGAUAUUUCCUUUCUUAGCAUGUGCUAUAGCACCCUAUUUUUGUACUACAGUAUAAAUGUUAAAAUCAUUCCCGGUUGUGAGUUGUGACACACAUACAUACAUAUAUAAAAGUUCCUAGUAUAUCAGCACACAUCUAGUUUGUCAUUGCACCAGUCAUUACUAAUUUACUUAAUAAUAUUUAUAUUUCCAUUUUUCAAUUGGUGGGAGUGAAAUCUAUCGAUAUCUAAAUAUCAUUUCAAAAAGGAAACGCAUUGAACAAAGACCUGUAUCAAAAUUAUCAUUAAGUUUUUUUUUGUAAUUUCAUUUCUUGUACAGGUGAAUUAUUGAUUGGCUUUUGAGUGAUACGAUUUUGAAUUAGAAAAGAAGAUGUAAAAUAGAUUAGAAUUUGAGUGUUUCCUAGAUUAGAAGUGUCAGAAUUUAUGGUGAAAAAAUAGCGAAUAAUUAUGAAAUUGUGUGAAUGGAUUAUUAUAGUAAUAUUAUGUGAGAAGUCAGGACCAAAAAAUCCAUUAGUUAAAUAUUUCAGUGUAAUAUAGGUCAAAAGUGAAGAUAUUAUAAAAAAAAACAAGAUGAUAUGGGAAUGUGAGACCUGCAGUAUGUGUCAGUAACAACUCGCCCAAUCUAGCUAUAGUUCCUACGCUACAUUCCAAAAAGCCUCUCCCCCAGUAUCAGCUGAACAAGGUAUGCCGUCCAAUUAUAUACGUGUCAGUCUAUGUACAUGUCACAAAAAUUUAAACAUUUGUCAAUUGUUUAUAACUUACUGUGUGAUUCUUUGUAUCACUAUAAAUUAUGUAUGAAUGGAUAUAUAUAUAUUUUAUGGAAUCGAGAAAAAAAAACAAAUUAUUAGUAUGUGUUGUCGCCUGCAUUCACAGUUUGUCUUGAUUAAAGUACAACACUUGUUAAGA